GUAUGGCGAUGGAGACAAAUUUGGCACCAUGUUUCGUCGAUGGAGUAACUCUCACCACAGUGAGGAAGAUGACUCGCUGCAGUUUGAAUCUAAGAUCAUGGGCAUCGGAGGCAAAGUCGGCGGGAAUCACAGCGGGGUGAUUCGACUUCAUCGACUUUCGUUGGGACACUUCAUCCCGGAACGCCUGGUCCUAGAGGCCAGUACAUGGUUCCAAGCAGUUACAGUUUCCCAAGGUCGAUGAGUACUCCCUCAAGGAAGAUUGACGGGAGUUCGGCCACGUCUGGCGGUUCCAGAAGCGGUGGUUUCCCAAAGUCCAGGACUAUGGUGGGCCCUGAUGCUCAUUCAGGAUCUUCGGUUCUCAUCUGCCACAAGUGCGGGGAGCAAUUCAAGAAGUUGGAUGCUGUUGAAGCUCAUCAUCUCUCCAAACAUGCUGUAACUGAACUAAGUGAUGGAGAUUCAUCCAAAAGGAUAGUGGAAAUAAUCCGCCAAACGAGCUGGUUGAAGUCUGAGCACAGCAGUUGUGGACAGAUUGAGAGGGUCUUGAAAGUCCACAACAUGCAAAGGACCCUCGCCCGGUUCGAAGAAUAUCGAGAGAUGGUCAAGAUCAGAGCCAGCAAGUUAUCCAAGAAGCACCCCCGCUGUUUGGCUGAUGGGAACGAGCUCCUAAGAUUCUAUGGCACGGCCGUGGCUUGCUCGCUUGGCACCAAUUCUCUUGUGCCAAGUGUCAAACAACCGUGUUGAUAUGAAUUCAAUAUUCUAUCAAACACUCUUGAGGCAGUCAUUAGUUGGUCCAAUUCCUAGUAGAGAUACACUAGCAGACACUACUUUUUUGGUGCACCACCAAGAGGCCAUAGUCAACUUAUCUCGUAGUCCAGCGGCCAACAAAGAAUAGAGCAACAUAGAUUAGUCCCAUUUUAAAGUUUGCCUGCUCUCUCAUGCCAUGCCCGUCUCUUUUUGCAUUGCUCUUGGCUCUUGUUUCAUCUUUGGCUUGGUACAUCAUCCAUCUGUGCAUGAGAUGCUGUUACAGUUGUAGAAAUGCUUUAAAUCCAUCAUUUUGAAGGCUAAUAUCCCGAGACCCCUUAUUUUCUCACUUCGUUGUGCUGUUAAUAUGAGAGGAUGUAUUUCCUCCUCUUUUUAAAGCCAAGUUACGAGAAUUCUCCCGAUCCAAGACUGACGCUUCACAUUUUUUGGCGCAGGUUGUGAAGUACUUCUUGGAUGCUAAGACUUUUCAAAAGGUUAAGUUUGUGUACCUGAAGAACAACGACAGUGUCGAGCUCAUGAGAUCAUUCUUUGAUGAGGAGAACCUUCCUACUGAGUUCGGAGGAAGAGCAAAACUGAAGUACGACCAUGAAGAAUUCUCUAGGCUAAUGGCUCAGGAUGAUAUUAAGGCAGCCAGUCUGUGGGGAUUUGAUUGGCAACCUGAGAGGGCCUUUCAUGACGGGAACAAGCAUUCUGGAGCUGAGGUGGCUCCUGAGCCUGUUGGGGUUGCACCGCCAGCAAGCUGAGCAUCUAUACUGCAUUCGGUAGGUAGAUAAGCAGGCUAAUGUGCGCACCCGAAUGAACAAACGUGAUGGUCGUGAACCUGGCUAGUUAGGAUGGGUGGCUGCUAACUGUCUCCGGCUAUACGUGAUAUUAUAUAUUAAUACAGAGUACCUACAACUGAUGAUAUAACUAGCAUUCUGCUGGUAUAACUUCCCCUGUCGCGGGGACCUGUCUCGAUUUCCAUAUUGGAAAAAAUUUGCACCAUUUGGUCCAUAAACUUAUAUUGUUAAACUUCAUUCGAUAUCUAAAUUCGACCCUAUAUUUUCAUUGCA
Molecule: messenger RNA, 1814 nt
Organism: Eucalyptus grandis
Lineage: Eukaryota; Viridiplantae; Streptophyta; Magnoliopsida; Myrtales; Myrtaceae
Exons: 4
Coding region: 205-741 (178 amino acids)
Source: RefSeq, a predicted model, not a curated record